CCCUCUUUGUGCGUCUCGCGCCGCCGCCGUCGCCGUCGCCGCCGCCCGCCGCGUGAGAGGACGGGCUCCGCGCGCUCCGCGGCCGCCCUCCCGCCUUCCUCUCCCCGGGAGAGCCGCGAAGGACAAGAAGCCGCCGAAGCCGGUCCCGGGGGGCGCCAUGGCGACCGGAGCGAACGCCACGCCGCUGGACUUCCCAAGUAAGAAGCGGAAGAGAAGCCGAUGGAACCAAGACACAAUGGAACAGAAGACAGUGAUUCCAGGAAUGCCCACAGUUAUUCCUCCUGGACUCACUCGGGAACAAGAGAGAGCUUAUAUAGUGCAACUGCAGAUAGAAGACCUGACUCGUAAACUGCGCACAGGAGACCUGGGCAUCCCCCCUAACCCUGAGGACAGGUCCCCUUCCCCUGAGCCCAUCUACAAUAGUGAGGGGAAGCGGCUCAACACCCGAGAGUUUCGUACCCGCAAAAAACUCGAGGAGGAGCGGCACAACCUCAUCACGGAAAUGGUUGCGCUCAACCCUGACUUCAAGCCGCCUGCAGAUUACAAACCACCAGCAACACGUGUGAGUGAUAAAGUAAUGAUUCCACAAGAUGAAUAUCCAGAAAUCAACUUUGUGGGCUUGCUCAUUGGGCCCAGAGGGAACACCUUGAAGAACAUAGAGAAAGAAUGCAACGCCAAGAUCAUGAUCCGGGGGAAAGGGUCUGUGAAAGAAGGGAAAGUGGGGCGCAAAGAUGGCCAGAUGUUGCCUGGGGAAGAUGAGCCACUUCAUGCUCUGGUUACUGCCAACACCAUGGAGAAUGUGAAGAAAGCGGUAGAACAGAUCAGAAACAUUCUAAAGCAGGGGAUUGAGACCCCUGAGGACCAGAAUGACCUCCGGAAGAUGCAGCUUCGGGAGUUAGCUCGCUUGAAUGGGACCCUUCGGGAAGACGAUAACAGGAUCUUAAGACCCUGGCAAAGCUCAGAGACUCGCAGCAUUACCAAUACUACGGUGUGCACCAAGUGCGGAGGGGCCGGCCACAUUGCUUCCGACUGUAAAUUCCAAAGGCCUGGAGACCCCCAAUCAGCUCAGGAUAAAGCACGGAUGGAUAAAGAAUAUUUGUCCCUCAUGGCUGAACUGGGGGAAGCACCUGUCCCAGCAUCUGUGGGCUCUACUUCUGGCCCAGCGACCACACCUCUGGCCAGUGCACCUCGACCUGCUGCUCCCGCCAACAACCCUCCUCCACCGUCUCUCAUGUCUACCACUCAGAGCCGCCCGCCGUGGAUGAAUUCCGGUCCUUCCGACAGUCGGCCGUAUCACGGCAUGCAUGGAGGUGGCCCCGGGGGUCCUGGAGGUGGCCCGCACAGUUUCCCACACCCGUUACCUAGCCUGACAGGUGGGCACGGUGGACACCCCAUGCAGCACAACCCGAAUGGACCACCACCUCCAUGGAUGCAGCCGCCUCCGCCACCGAUGAACCAGGGCCCCCACCCGCCUGGGCACCAUGGCCCUCCUCCAAUGGAUCAGUACCUGGGAAGUACGCCUGUGGGCUCUGGGGUCUAUCGCCUGCAUCAAGGAAAAGGUAUGAUGCCGCCGCCGCCUAUGGGCAUGAUGCCGCCACCGCCGCCGCCUCCCAGUGGGCAGCCCCCGCCCCCUCCCUCUGGCCCGCUUCCCCCAUGGCAGCAGCAGCAGCAGCAGCCUCCUCCGCCCCCGCCGCCCAGCAGCAGUAUGGCUUCCACUACCCCCUUGCCAUGGCAGCAAAAUACGACGACUACCACCACGAGCGCUGGCACAGGGUCCAUCCCGCCAUGGCAACAGCAGCAGGCGGCUGCCGCAGCUUCUCCAGGAGCCCCUCAGAUGCAAGGCAACCCCACUAUGGUGCCCCUGCCCCCCGGGGUCCAGCCGCCUCUGCCGCCCGGGGCCCCUCCCCCUCCGCCGCCUCCGCCACCUGGUUCCGCCGGCAUGAUGUAUGCCCCGCCCCCCCCUCCGCCGCCUCCCAUGGACCCUUCUAACUUUGUCACCAUGAUGGGCAUGGGGGUGGCGGGCAUGCCGCCCUUCGGGAUGCCUCCAGCUCCCCCACCGCCUCCACCACAGAACUAGACUCGGUUUUUUAAGGAAAUAUAUAUUCUAGAGAGAGAGAAUUGGCCUUGUUUUAAACACGCCGAACCUCACCAUGUGGAGCCAGACAUUGGGAUGCACGCAUGUGAUUGUGUGCACGCGUGUGUGUGUGCGUGCACGCACUGGGCUGGGCCGAGCGGCCGAGGACUCGCUGGGGGACAGGCAGGUGGUAGUAGGGGCGCCAGCUUGGGCUCUCCUGGCGCCCCGUAGCAUCGAGUGUCUUCUUUGUCUUUCUCUCCUCACCCAACUCCCUUUGCCUCUUCCCAAACCGUGCCGCUAGGAUCCCUCCCCGCGGCAGCGAUGGCCCGAGCCAUGAGAGUGAGGACUUUCCGCGCCCAUUGGUGACCCUUCCAGGCAGACAGCCUCAGCAGCGCCCCUGGUGGACAGGAUGGUUCGGCAAAGCAGCCUGAGUUAUUUUUGUGGA
Molecule: messenger RNA, 2519 nt
Organism: Suncus etruscus (white-toothed pygmy shrew)
Lineage: Eukaryota; Metazoa; Chordata; Mammalia; Eulipotyphla; Soricidae
Gene: SF1
Product: splicing factor 1
Biological process (GO): regulation of mRNA splicing, via spliceosome
Cellular component (GO): nucleus
Molecular function (GO): zinc ion binding; mRNA binding
Source: RefSeq, a predicted model, not a curated record